Molecule: messenger RNA, 585 nt
Organism: Parnassius apollo (apollo)
Lineage: Eukaryota; Metazoa; Arthropoda; Insecta; Lepidoptera; Papilionidae
Source: the annotation of a GenBank genome assembly
AUGAGUACGAAUCUCAAGAAAAAACGACCACCGACUGAUUUGAACCAGGGAAGAGUUGUAAAAAAUUUUAAGAACAACAUUCCUGGUAAAGACUGGUUGGCUUCUUUUUUUUCACGACAUCAAUCUCUUUCACGGCGACUUGCUAACAAUAUCAAAAGAGUCCGAGCUCAAGUGUCGGAAGAUGUCAUUUCCAAUUUUAUAGAAAACAUCGACAAGGAACUAGAAAGCGUUCCACCCGAAAACAUAUUCAACUACGAUGAAAGCAACCUUUGUGAUGACCUAGGAAAAAAGAUUAUAUUACGCAGAAGAGGAACAAAAUAUCCGGAAACAAUAGUAAACGCUACAAAAGUUAAUUUUACUAUCAUGUUAUGUGUCAACGCCGCUGGGGAAACAGUUCCACCGUUCAUCGUUUGUCUUAUAGGGAACUCUUUUAUGCAUAAAUUGGUGCAGUACCGAGCUGAGGCGUGCCCAGAACAGAAAACAAUUAGGAAAAAGAAACUUAAUGUACCACCUGGAAAAUCAAUCUGUGUCACUGACCUUGCAGAAGCAGGUCCAUCCGGUUUACAGCAGGCUAAAACUAUAUAA